Molecule: messenger RNA, 9168 nt
Organism: Labrus mixtus (cuckoo wrasse)
Lineage: Eukaryota; Metazoa; Chordata; Actinopteri; Labriformes; Labridae
Gene: atp11b
Product: ATPase phospholipid transporting 11B
Exons: 30
Coding region: 540-4031 (1163 amino acids)
Biological process (GO): phospholipid translocation
Cellular component (GO): endoplasmic reticulum; trans-Golgi network; recycling endosome
Molecular function (GO): magnesium ion binding; ATP binding; ATPase-coupled intramembrane lipid carrier activity
Source: RefSeq, a predicted model, not a curated record
UGUGUGUGUGUGUGUGUGUGUGUGUGUGUGUGUGUGUGUGUGUGUGUGUGUGUGUGUGUGCGCGCGCGUGUGUGUGUGUGUGUGUGUGUGUGUGUGUGUGUGUGUGUGUGUGUGUGUGUGUGUGUGUGUGUGUGCGCGCGCGCGUGUGUGUGUGUGUGUGUGUGUGUGUGCGCGCGUGUGUGUGUGUGUGUGUGUGUGUGUGUGUGUGUGUGUGUGUGUGUGUGUGUGUGUGUGUGUGUGUGUGUGUGUGUGUGAGAGGGGGAAACAGAGCAGAGAUGUAGCGCAGCUCUCCGGGACUCCGUAUUCAGCCGUCUGUCACUUUUUUUUUUUUACCGGGGGGGAUUAUAUGUUUGACAUCACCGCGGAAUGAGACAAAAAAACGGAUUUAUAUUUUUGCACACUUAACACUUGAUGAACGUGUCGCGUAAAUGCGACCGAAAGGAACUACCUUUUCGGGGGGAAUAUUUAUGCUUCGGGACGGUUUUGUCGGAGUAGCUAGUUGCUAGCUGCUGGGCUAAGCUGGCUACUUCGAAGCGAGGAUGCUUCGGUGGAUACGACAACAGCUGGGCUUUGACCCUCCCCAUCAGAGUGACACCAGGACGGUUUAUGUAGCAAAUCGUUUUCCCGAGCAUGGCCACUACGUACCACAACGCUUUGCUGACAACAGAAUCAUCUCCUCCAAGUACACCGUUUGGAACUUUGUCCCUAAGAAUUUGUUCGAGCAGUUCAGAAGGAUAGCCAACUUCUAUUUCCUCAUCAUCUUCCUCGUUCAGUUAAUGAUAGACACCCCGACUUCCCCUGUCACCAGCGGUUUGCCUCUCUUCUUUGUGAUUACAGUAACUGCCAUAAAACAGGGCUAUGAGGAUUGGCUGAGACACAAUGCGGACAACGAGGUGAAUGGGGCUCCCGUGUUUGUGGUCCGCAGUGGAAGUCUGGUCCAGACAAGAUCCAAGAACAUCAGGGUCGGAGACAUUGUUCGUGUGGCUAAAGAUGAGACGUUCCCCGCUGACCUGGCGCUGCUGUCCUCUGAUCGUGCAGAAGGCACCUGUCACAUCACCACAGCCAGCCUUGAUGGAGAGACCAACCUCAAGACUCACUUCUCUGUGGCGGAGACAUCAGUGUGUCAGUCAGUGUCUCAACUGGAGGCUCUGCAGGCGGUGGUGGAGUGUCAACAACCUGAGGCUGACCUGUACAGGUUUGUUGGUCGGAUCACGGUGACUCAACUUGGAGAGGAGAUAGUCAGACCUCUGGGUCCAGAGAAUUUGCUGCUUCGUGGAGCCAGAUUGAAAAAUACCAAAGAGAUUUUUGGAGUGGCGAUUUACACAGGGAUGGAGUCCAAGAUGGCCCUCAACUACAAGUGCAAGUCCCAGAAACGCUCUGCAGUAGAGAAGUCCAUGAAUACCUUCCUGAUCAUCUACCUGUGCAUCUUGCUGUUUGAGGCCGUCCUCAGCACCAUCUUGAAGUACGCCUGGCAGGCUGAGGAGAAAUGGGACGAACCGUUUUACAAUCAGAAGACUGAGCAGGAGAAAAACAGCAGCCCGAUCUUGAAGUUCAUCUCAGACUUCUUGGCGUUUCUGGUCCUCUAUAACUUCAUCAUUCCCAUCUCGCUCUACGUAACUGUGGAGAUGCAGAAGUUCCUGGGCUCCUUUUUUAUUGGCUGGGAUUUGGACCUUUACCACGAGGAGAGCGACCAGAAAGCUCAGGUCAACACGUCUGACCUCAACGAGGAGCUGGGACAGGUGGAAUAUGUGUUCACAGAUAAGACGGGUACAUUAACAGAAAACGAGAUGCAGUUCCGGGAGUGUUCCAUCAACGGGACCAAGUACAGAGAAGUUAACGGCAAACUGGUGCCAGAGGGAAUGACUGAAGAGUCGCCAGAUGGUUCGACACCUCAACUGAUGGGCGAGGAAUUGUUAUUCCUGAAAGCUGUGUCACUGUGUCACACGGUUCAGAUCAGCUACGAUCAGCCAGACUGUCUGGUUGGGGGAGGAGAUCCAUUCUCCCAAGUGAACGGUUUCUCUUCUAGUCACAUGGAGUACUACGCCUCUUCUCCAGACGAGAAGGCUUUGGUUGAGGCAGCAAAGAGGAUCGGAGUGGCCUUCGCUUGCAGCAACGGAGAAACAGUUGAGAUCAAAACCUUUGGCAAGUCAGAGAAAUAUAAACUGCUGCAUGUUUUAGAGUUUGAUGCUAACCGCAGGAGGAUGAGCGUCAUACUGCAAACUCCUUCAGGAGGCCAAGUACUGUUCACCAAGGGAGCAGAAUCAGCCAUCUUGCCUUUCACCACCAGUGGUGAGAUAGAGAAGACCAGACUGCACGUCGAUGAGUUUGCCUUGAAAGGUUUGCGGACCUUGGUGGUAGCAUGUCGCCACUUCAGACCGGAGGAGUACAUCGAUGUGGACAGGCGUCUGAACGCUGCCCGCACUGCGCUGCAGCAGAGGGAGGAGAGACUGCAGGAGGCCUUCAGCUACAUCGAGAAAGACUUGCAUCUGCUGGGAGCAACGGGGGUGGAGGACAAACUCCAAGACAAGGUCCAGGAGACCAUUGAAGCUCUGCGGCUGGCAGGGAUCAAAGUAUGGGUGCUGACAGGGGACAAAUCCGAGACUGCAGUCAGCGUCAGCCUGUCGUGUGGCCACUUCCACAGAACCAUGAACAUCCUGGAGCUUCUGCAGCAGCGCUCUGAUAACGAGUGUGCCGAGCAGCUCCGCAGACUAGCCAGAAGGAUAAAGGAGGACAACGUAAUACAACACGGGUUAGUGGUGGACGGGGCCAGUCUCUCCUUAGCGCUGAGGGAGCACGAGAAACUUUUUAUGGAAGUUUGUAAAAACUGUUCAGCUGUGUUGUGCUGCCGCAUGGCCCCGCUGCAGAAAGCUAAGGUGGUUCGUCUUUUAAAAACAUCUCCAGAGAAACCCAUCACUUUAGCGAUCGGCGAUGGAGCCAAUGAUGUCAGUAUGAUACAGGAAGCUCAUGUUGGCAUAGGUAUCAUGGGAAAGGAGGGUCGUCAGGCCGUGAGAAACAGUGACUAUGCAAUUGCCAGGUUUAAGUUUCUGGCUAAACUACUGCUGGUCCACGGUCACUUCUACUACAUUCGAAUAGCAACACUUGUACAGUACUUUUUCUACAAGAAUGUGUGUUUUAUCACGCCCCAGUUUUUAUACCAGUUCUUCUGUUUGUUUUCACAACAAACUCUGUAUGACAGUGUUUAUCUGACACUCUACAACAUCUGCUUCACAUCGCUGCCCAUCCUGGUGUACAGUCUGUUUGAGCAGCUGGUCCAUCCACACAUUCUGCAGAGUAAACCUGCCCUGUACAGGGACAUCAGCAAGAACUCUCUGCUGUCUUUCCGGACGUUCCUGUACUGGACUCUGCUGGGCUUCUGUCACGCCUUUGUCUUCUUCUUCGGAUCCUACAUACUGAUGGGAGAGGACACCACACUCAUGGGGAAUGGACAGAUGUUUGGAAACUGGACAUUUGGAACGCUGGUAUUUACUGUCAUGGUCAUCACAGUCACGUUAAAGCUUGCUUUAGAAACUCAUUUCUGGACGUGGAUGAACCAUUUUGUGACCUGGGGUUCAAUCGCCUUCUACUUCAUCUUCUCCCUCUUCUAUGGAGGCAUUAUUUGGCCGUUCCUUCACACCCAGGACAUGUACUUUGUUUUCGUGCAACUGCUGUCCAGCGGUUCGGCCUGGUUCGCCAUCAUCAUCAUCAUCAUAACUUGCCUGUUUCCUGAUGUGGUGAAGAAGGUCUUCUACAGACAUCUGCAGCCCACCAGCACACAGAAGAGUCAGUCUCUAUCAGCCCCCCAGGAGCAGGCCCUCAGCUGUGUGGAGUCCCUGUGCUGCUACCAACAUGGGCAGAGCGGCUGUUCCCGCCUGGCCCGCCUCAUGGAGCAAAUGACCGGGCGAUGCCGGGCCGGCGCCAACCAAUGCACCGCAUCGAGCCGCAGCAACAGGUCUUGGAGCGACACGGAGAACUUCUACUCCAAUGAUCGCAGCAUCCUGACCCUGUCGCCCAUCGAGUCCACCCACUGCUGACUCCCCGGGGGGCGGGGGGGGGCCUCUAGAAACACAGUGAGGGGGGGGGGGGGGGGGAGCGUCAUAAUCACACCACCACACCCCCUGGCACCAUAUUAUGCACCUACUUCAGUUUAAAGUCAACGUAGUCUCAGCACAGAUGGGACCUCUUGGGAGUAUAUAAAACCAAAGGACGAGGAGGACAUUGGAGAUUGGACCUGCAUUCGAAAGGAAAUAAAACAUGAAGUGAGGAGACGGUGGAUUGUGGAAGAACAUCAUCUGAGCAGCAACAAUUCUCAGAUUCCUGCUGCUUACAGGGCGUCUGCGAGUCCUGCGACCGUAUCUGAGAACACCAUAUUCAAAUUCAGCUGCUGCUUCAAAUUAAAGAAGAGAUUAAUGCCCAGCUACAGGAAUUAUCAAGCAGAUAUUUAUUUUCAUUUUCAACACGGUUACCACCUUCUUAUUCUUGCAGCUGAAAUAAUCGUGAUUCCUGUGAGUUGUGUAGAAACAGGGUGGAGGUUCCUGACAAUCUGGAUCCUCCUCGAAGCAAUGCAUCCUUAGCAUCGUAAGCUGACUGAGCUGGUUUGGACUUUCUGACACAGGACUGUGUUUUAAAACUCCCAGCUGCCCCUAACUUACACGUAGCACCGGUUUAAAAAGCUCCACAAAGUAAGACUACAGUCUACAUCUCAGACACGUUGGCGAGCAGCUAAAGCCUUGGCCUGGAUGAACCUUCAGUUGUGAAAGGGGAAUGUCCCGUAGCUUUUUUUUGGAGCCAUGCAGGAUUCUGUAAACGUCCAGACCAGUUACCUUUGGAGCUACAUGACUCCCUCAGAACUGUCGUAAAGGAGAUUCAUCUCUACAGUGGAACCAAAGACUGGAGUGUAAAAGAUGUUUAUUUUUGUGCCUGAUUGUACAGAAGCUUAUAUUGUUAAGAAGACGUUUUGUUAUUGUGCGUGCUGCUCUCAGGCCUCUCUCUCUCUCUCUCUCUCUCUCUCUCUCUCUCUCUCUCUCUCUCUCUCUCUCUCUCUCUCUCUCUCUCUCUCUCUCUCUCUCUCUCUCUCUCUCUCUCUCUCUCUCUCUCUCUCUCUCUCUCUCUCUUUCUCCUCGGUGUGUUGCUGUGAAGGAGUCCAGAUGGGGUCUGUUUAAAAAAAGCCAUACAUUUUUCCAGAGGUUAUAUUAUUGGUAGAUUAUCGAAGGUACUGCAGGUAGAAGCUCUGUGAAGCUCGGUGUUGUUACUCUGUGUUUUGGAAACUUGCUCCUCUUGAAUGCCUUUUUUCUCUCUCAGCCCGGUUAGCAGGAGCAUCUCAGCGCUCCGGGAAUAUUUUUAAGGUGACAGGAUCGAAUGUCUGAACUGGAAGAAAAAAAAAAAAAAACAUCCCUCUCAGCUUCCUAAAAAUAUUCCCCGAGUAUCCGAUCAGAUGACGGUACCAGUGAGUCAAAAAUGGCUUUAAUGGGCGAGAGGCUUUUCUAAACCGCGGCUGAUGCACGUCGACCCAGACAGCAGAAUGUCUCUAUAUUUAGAGGGAUCUCCAGAGCAGAUAAAUACAUUUCAGAUCCAACAGAAAGGAAACUUAAAAGCAGAACAUUUGCACACAAGUCACAUAUCAAAAUCACCUUUUUCUUUUUUUUGUUUCACAAUUCAUUGCUCAUCUCUCACCAUUGAAAUCAUCCGUCUUUAUUUUGUUGUUGCUGUGCUUGUCUAUCCACAUCUUGACUGUGUGUGUGUGUGUGUGUGUGUGUGAGAAAAUGGUGUGUUUUCUUUGUAUGGCCGCCAUGUUGGUUGAACAAACGGUACAGUACGCAGCCUUGUUGUAAGCCCUUGAUCGAUCUCAGUGACCACGUGUCUCCUAAGGUCAAAAGUAUCUCUCUGCUACUCCAUCUGUUUUAAUACUAUUAAAACGGCUUUACCCAAAGAGUACCUCCAUUGAAUCCUUUUUGGGGCCUAAACCAAGAAAAAAAUACUUCAAGCAGUUAAUGAUUUAAUGUGAAGUUUGGUUGACCCGCUACGUCUGUGUGGGAUUUUGUAUUUGAGAUAUUAACAGAGUCUGCACCAACCAUCAUGUGACUCCCAACAAGCCUGUUUGAUCAGGUGAAGAAGAAUCAAAGUCACCGUCAGAGUCCAACUCAGUCGAUAUAUUAUCACGAUCCGUGAUGAAAACUGGAAUUUUGCUUCUCUGAUAUGAAAUCCGUCUGACCGGAACAUGUAAUACAAUAUUUAUAUAUAGUUUUAUGAUUUAGACUAAAGUUUUCAUCACGUCAUUUUCUCACUCUGCCUGCAGCACACAGAGCAGAGGAGAUGUCGGCCUUUCAUAGAACUGGCUGACAAAGUUUAAUAAUGUAACAUUUUUACCUUUUGGUGCACAGACGAUGAUUAAAAAAAAAGAUCAGUCAUACUUCCAGCUGAAUAAUUCAUUCUAUUGGCUGCUUUAUAGGCAAUCUUUGAUUUUUUUCUUCCGUCUCAAAUCUGUAUCGGUCGGCCUCUAAUGGAGACAGUAUCAACUUAUCAGUACAGAAUCAUUAUUUUUAAUCACUCAGCUCUACGGUUCGCCCUCUUUAAAUCCAAUGAGGAAAAGUUUGACGUUUUUUUUUUUUUUUUUUUUUUUUUUAGAAGAAGAAUCUGAAAAAGUGUAACGAAGGAUCCUUUUGUUGACAUCAUGCCUCAGAUCACACAGGGAAAACAUACAGGGCGGGGCAUAGGCUGUUUCUGUCGCCAUGGUUACCAUUUAAAACUCAUGAGAGUCAAGUGUGUCUUUGUCGGUCAACUCAUUGAAUAUUUUUUUUGUUUUUCAUGACGGUACAUUGUGUGAUGCAUUUCUGGGCCUGUUACAUCCUUUCUGUUCGUACACAAUGAAAGUGUCUAUUUAUUAUUAUCGAAUUUUUCUUUUUUCUCUCUUGUUUGUGUUGAAUUUAUAUUUGUUACAUAUCAAUGAAUAUUUUGUUGUCCUGUACUUGGAACAUCUAGAGACAUUUCACCUGACUUUGGACAUGAAAUCAGAAGUGCAAACGUAUUCUUUGUUUCACCUGGGAGCAUCAGAGAUACCUGUAACCUGGACUAUGAAGAAUAAAAGUCCAUUCUGCGUACUGUAUUAUGCUCAAUAAAUAAUGGUCAGUCCUGAUUAAAGGGGUCAGUGACCGCCGGGGGGGGGGGGGGGGGGGGGGGCCUUUUAAGAUGCCUUUGGGAAUUGUAGGAUCCAGUGUUUUUAGAGCUUGACUUGUCUGUGGGACUCGAACAAUCAGCUGUUUUGUUGAUGAAAUAUUAUAGAAAUGCAACACUGUAUUCAGGAGUAUCUCUUUAAGACUUCCUCAACAAAAGGUCAGAUGUGAUGUCUUUAACACUGGAUCCCACAACGUUUUUUAAAAGGUCUACCCUGCCCGGUAAAUGCCAACGACAUUCAUUUAGAAAGUGUCGAGCUCAAAGCGAGACGCCCCUGAUGAAUGUUUGAGUCUUUAAUGCUUCAACUUCAGAUAACUCUUUACACUCCAAAAAAAACUCAUCACGGUUCUCACAAGAGUCAGCAAGAUCGCAUAAUAGAUCAAAAUAUAUAAAUCAAGUUGAAGAGACAAAUUAAACUCAACCGCCCAGCCUUAAACUUAGCAACUGACCAAAGUCAAGUGCAUCGCUCCUCUCUUGAGUUAGGAGGAAAAAACACUCCAGUGCGCAUCAGGCUUUCCAGGAUUCGGAGCUGUGACCCUGUCGAGUUAUUAUACGACACCACAGAGCAGAUGGCAGAGCAGGAAGGUUGAGUCCUCCCCGCCCAGCGAGCCGUGCAGGAAAAAAAAAAAAAACCUGCAGCGUUACAGCCGCUCUGAUGCCCCCUUGUGCUCAGCUACGUAGAAACCAACACGUUCAGUAUAAAUCAAUUUAAUGAUGAAUAAAUACAAACAGAAUAAAUAAAUAAAGGGAAAUAAUAAACAGGUUCUGCCUGAAAGAAAAAACAUAUUUGGAGAAAACAUUAAAAGCAGAGUACAGUUAGCUGGAGGAUACAAAUAAAUCAAAGUGAGCAUACAGAUAUUGAUAUUAAAAUAGAUCUUUAUUUGACAGAAUAGCAAUAAAAAGGACUUUUGAAAGAAAAUGACCUGCAACCAAAUCCUUACUGUGAAGAAAAAAGUAACAUCUAAUAACAGCUGGUUUAUUUUCCUCUUUACAAAUCUUUUCAUGAAUCAUUUUAUUUACAUUUAGCGGUCACGUUUUGAUCAUUUUGAAGCGUCUCGAUGUUCACCUGUGUUUGAGGCUCUAUAUUCAGGUACAGAUGUUUGUGUUUGAUCAUGUCACACGUGAACCACGGUGACGUCUGACGUGAUGUCUGUGCAGGAAACAGACGCUGCAAUGUGACAUAAGUAACGACUUUGAUUCUGCAGAGCAUCACAGCGCUGAUGUCAUCGAAGCUUCAUCCAAUGAGAGCACAGAGUCUAGAAAUAAGGCCUCAGAGGAGAUUACUCAAUACUUAAAAAAAUUAUUAUUAAAUAUUUGAUCAGGACUCGACUACAGAUGAUGAUCGUGUGUCAUCAAUCAGCAGCACCAUUUAAGUUUAAUUAGAUAACUUAUUGAAGAGAGUGAGUGCUGAUAAUUCUGUCUACAGGAAACUAGGCUCCCCUGCUCCUGGAGAGAGCGGCUGUUUACGUAAUAUAAACAUAAAACUAAAUAGCUUAAAUCAUUUUACCGUUAUUUUACCAUCAGUUUUGCAAAAACAAACAAAAUGCCAGAAUAUUAACUUUUGAUCUGACAGACGUGCAGAGUAUAAAAAGAUGCUGACGUCAGUGCAGUGGUGCUCUUACAGAACUCAGCCAGCGGGUUUGCAGACUUGAAUCAAAUUAAGGGUUUUCUUGAUCAAAUCAGCUCGAAAAGAGAAAAUCUAAAUGAAAAUGUCAAGCGGUCUGUUUCCUGCAGCAGAACGUCCCGUGACUCAGCGUCGGCCUGUGAGACACACACAGUCAGGGCCGAGCGGUUUGUGGAGAUCAUUUUUUAUUCUCUCCUGUCAUCAGUCGAUCAGGCAGCACCAAACGAUUCAUAACCCCCCCCCCCAUCAUCAUCAUCACUUUUCUGUUGACCGAUAUCUGUUGUCGUCCGUCUGUCCGUCAGUAAAUCUGUCUUAUAGCUGAUGUUUAUGAAGAUGCGGUUCUAUUUACGAAAUAAAUACAUUUUUAUGAAACAAUC